CACGCCCCCUUCCCGCGCCGCUGACCGCCCGUGCGGGAGCUGCGGGACCCGAGGCGCCCCUGCCUCCGCUCUGCCGGCCUGGAGACGGGGCCACAGCGCGCCCCCCGGGGGUCCCCAAGAUGCUGAGAUCGACGUGGAAUUUUCUGAAACGUCACAAAAAGAAAUGCAUCUUCUUGGGCACGGUGCUCGGAGGAGUGUAUAUUCUUGGGAAAUAUGGACAGAGGAAAAUCAGAGAAAUACAAGAGAGGGAGGCUGCAGAGUACAUUGCCCAGGCACGACGGCAGUAUCAUUUUGAAAGCAACCAGAGGACUUGCAAUAUGACAGUGCUGUCCAUGCUGCCCACUCUGAGAGAGGCUCUGAUGCAGCAGCUCAAUUCUGAGAGCCUCACCGCUCUGCUCAAAAACAGGCCUUCAAACAAGGUAGAAAUAUGGGAAGACCUGAAGAUAAUAAGUUUCACAAGAAGUAUUGUGGCUGUAUAUAGUACUUGUAUGCUGGUGGUUCUUUUACGGGUCCAGUUAAAUAUAAUUGGUGGAUAUAUUUAUCUGGAUAAUGCAGCAGUUGGCAAAAAUGGCACCACAGUUCUUGCUCCACCAGAUGUCCAACAGCAAUAUUUAUCAAGUAUUCAACACCUCCUUGGAGAUGGCCUGACAGAAUUGAUUACUGUCAUUAAACAAGCUGUACAGAAGAUUUUAGGAAGUGUUUCUCUUAAACAUUCUUUGUCCCUUUUGGACUUGGAGCACAAACUAGAAGAAAUCAGAAAUCUCGUUGAGCAGCAUAAAUCUUCUUCUUGGAUUAAUAAAGAUGGAUCCAAAUCUUUAUUAUGCCAUUAUAUGAUGCCAGAUGAAGAAACUCCAUUAGCAGUUCAGGCCUGUGGACUUUCUGCUAGAGAUGUGACCACUAUUAAACUUCUCAAUGAAACUAGAGACAUGUUGGAAAGUCCAGAUUUCAGCACAGUUUUGAAUACCUGUUUAAACCGAGGUUUUAGUAGACUUCUAGACAAUAUGGCUGAAUUCUUUCGACCUACUGAACAGGACCUGCAACAUGGUAACACCAUGAAUAGUCUUUCCAGCGUCAGCCUGCCUUUAGCCAAGAUAAUCCCAAUAGUGAACGGACAGAUCCAUUCGGUGUGCAGUGAAACUCCCAGUCAUUUUGUUCAGGAUCUGUUGAUGAUGGAGCAAGUGAAAGAUUUUGCUGCUAAUGUAUAUGAAGCUUUUAGUACCCCUCAACAACUGGAGAAGUGAUUUUUCCUUCAAGAAAAACUACAGUGGGACUCAUUUACUUUUAAAUAUACACUGAACAAAUCAACUAUACCUAGAAUGACAGUUUGUUACCAAAACAGCUAAUAAAAGUAUAUUCUUAAUCAAAGACUUCAUUUCAUAAGGAAAUAAAUCUAUUUGGCAUCUUAA
Messenger RNA from Ochotona princeps (American pika), 1406 nucleotides. It is a transcript of the gene PEX3, whose product is annotated as peroxisomal biogenesis factor 3. Gene Ontology annotation, biological process: protein import into peroxisome membrane. Lineage: Eukaryota; Metazoa; Chordata; Mammalia; Lagomorpha; Ochotonidae. The record is from RefSeq and is a predicted model, not a curated record. Gene Ontology annotation, cellular component: peroxisomal membrane. The transcript has 12 exons. Gene Ontology annotation, molecular function: protein-macromolecule adaptor activity. The coding region runs from base 120 to 1241 and encodes 373 amino acids.